Messenger RNA from Protopterus annectens (West African lungfish), 931 nucleotides. Its product is annotated as cytidine deaminase-like. The coding region runs from base 167 to 676 and encodes 169 amino acids. The transcript has 5 exons. Gene Ontology annotation, molecular function: zinc ion binding; cytidine deaminase activity. Gene Ontology annotation, cellular component: cytosol. The record is from RefSeq and is a predicted model, not a curated record. Lineage: Eukaryota; Metazoa; Chordata; Ceratodontiformes; Protopteridae.
GGAAAGGGGUGGUGUUUGCUCUGCUACUAGUUUGUGCUGAUGCAAUGUUCUGCCACUAAUGAUGACCACACUAUCAUGUUUGGAGUACUGAACUAGCUUUUCUAUUGGAUUUUGCUGUGAACUUUGUUCAUUUCCUUGUCCGAUAGUUAACAGACUUUUGGAAGAAAUGCAAGCAAAGAUGAACUUCUAUUUAAAUACUGCAAGAGAAACAAUGGAACCUAGCAUGACAGGUAACAGACUUUUUGGUGAAGACGAUGGUGUCAUAAAGGAACUAGUGAAGAAAUGUCAGGAGGCAAAGACCUUAGCUUAUUGCCCAUACAGUAACUUUCCAGUUGGAGCAGCUGUACUGACCAAGCAGGGUCAAAUAUUUCAAGGGUGUAAUGUGGAAAAUGCUUCUUAUGGACUCACAGUUUGCGCAGAGCGGACUGUUAUUCAGAAGGCUGUCUCAGAAGGUUAUCGGGAGUUCAGCGCCAUGGCAGUCACAUGUGAUAUCAAAGAGACUGUUGGUCCAUGUGGAGCCUGCAGACAGGUGAUGAUUGAGUUUGGAAGAGAUUGGGAUGUUUACCUUACCAAACCAGAUGGAAGCUACACCCGAGUGAAACUAAAUGACCUGCUCUUUCUUCCAUUUGAACCAAGCCAUUUAGAUGGGCCUCAUACGAAGAAGACAACAAACUAAUAUUGUUUCAAAACAAUUAUCAAAGUGGUAUAAAAACAAUGUUACAUAGAAAGGAGCAACCAUUUGAUGACAAUUCAAGCUUGUGUAGUACUAUUCCCAAAUGAUGAUGUCAAUGAUAAGAUGCAUUUUUCACAGUUUUUUAGAUUUGACAGUUUUCACAAAUGUCUGCUUCUAAUGCCGAGGCCAGUGUUAUUCAUAUAUCCUGGUUCUGUAAGCUAGUAUCCACAAUUUCAAUAAAUGUAUAUAAACAUUUAA